GCUUACCCUCCCUUAUAUCUCUCCUUCAUUUUCCAAACCCAAACAAGAACUUCCCCUCUCUUCUCUCCCCCCUGCGAAUGAUUGCCAUUAUAUUGUCAUCAUUUUUCACUCUCUUUAUUUUACAGUGAAACUUAAUUGAGGAGAAAGAAAUAUUAGAAGUGCAGAGAUGAAGUUUAUGAAACUUGGUUCUAGGCCGGAUACUUUCUAUAAUAGUGAUUCUGUGAGGUCAGUCUCCUCUGAGGUUUCCAGUGAUAUAAUGAUACAAGUGAAGGGAACUAGAUAUAUGCUUCACAAGUUUCCCCUGUUGUCCAAGUGCUUGCGCCUGCAGAGAUUGUGCUAUGAGACACCUGAAUCCUCACAGCACCAAAUAAUCCAACUGCCUGAUUUCCCGGGUGGAAUUGAGGCUUUUGAGAUUUGUGCCAAGUUCUGCUAUGGCAUCACAAUUACUCUCAGUGCCUACAACAUAGUAUCAGCUCGAUGUGCUGCAGAGUACCUACAGAUGAAUGAGGAUGUAGAGAAAGGUAAUUUGAUCUAUAAGCUUGAGAUUUUCCUCAAUUCGUGUGUUCUUCAAGGGUGGAAGGACUCGGUUGUGUCUUUGCAAAGCACGAAAGGGUACCCUUUAUGGGCAGAAGACCUUGGUAUUACCAGCAGAUGCAUUGAAGCUAUUGCCUCAAAAGUUCUUUCCCAGCCCUCAAAGUCUAAUUUGUCACACAGUUAUUCAAGGAGAGGAAGAGAUGAUACAAUGUCCUGUAAUGGCGCAGAGAGUCAUCGGUCUAAACAUGUAGCCAAGGGGGGAUGGUGGGCUGAAGAUAUUGCAGAAUUGGGCAUAGACCUUUACUGGAGAACAAUGAUAGCCAUUAAAUCCAGAGGAAAAGUCCCUUCUAAUCUUAUUGGUGAUGCACUGCGCAUAUAUGCAUCGCGAUGGUUACCAAACAUAUCAAAACGCUUAUAUGCUGAGAAGCAAGGGGAAACUGACCAAGAGUCAGAUUCUGUGAAUGAACUAACAUCAAAGCACAGACUUCUGUUAGAAUCAAUAAUUAGCUUGCUUCCGGUUGACAGGAGUGCCGUGUCUUGUGGCUUCCUACUUAAACUUUUAAAAGCAGCAAAUAUCCUCAAAGCUUCAUCUUCUUCAAAGAUGGAAUUAGCAAGAAGAGUUGGAAUUCAAUUAGAAGAAGCAACGGUUGGUGACCUCCUAAUUCCUAAUAUGUCACGCGCACAAGAGACACAAUAUGAUGUUGACAUAGUCAUCACCAUAUUGGAGCAGUUCAUGUUACAGGGUCAGAGUCCACCAACUAGCCCUCCAAGAGCCAAAGGGGGAUUUCAGAGACAAAGAUCGCGUUCAGCUGAGAAUAUUGAUUUUGAGUUUCAGGAGAGCAGGAGGUCAUCUUCAGCAUCUCAUAGCUCUAAACUAAAAGUAGCCAAGCUCGUCGAUGGUUACCUACAAGUGGUAGCCCGUGAAGUGCAUUUACCCCUUUCAAAAUUUCUUCAAAUUGCUGAAGCUCUUCCAGGGUUUGCAAGGCUCGAUCAUGAUGAUCUGUACAGAGCCAUUGACAUCUAUUUAAAGGGACACCCUGAACUCAACAAGACUGAAAGAAAGCUUCUUUGCCGAGUUCUGGACUGCAAAAAGUUGUCUAUGGACGCCUGUACCCAUGCAGCACAAAACGAGUUACUCCCGUUGAGGGUGGUUGUGCAGGUUCUCUUCUUUGAGCAAGCGCGAGCUGCUAUGCAUGGUGGCCAAGUGACCAAUCUUCCCAAAAAUAUCAAGGCACUUUUGGCUUCCCACAAUGAUUCGUCAAGGCCUCUGGGGUCAUUGGCAACGAGUAAAACUUUGCGAGCAGAUGACCAGUGGAGCAUGUCAGGCCUCAGGACACCAAAUUCAAACAUUUCAACUUUAAAAAUGAAGCUGGCAGAAGAUGAAGACUUAGAUGACAACUACGCGAAUGGAACUGAGAAAUCACCCAAAUUUAACGCGAUCUGUGCACUUCCUAAUCGACCCAAGAGGAUUUUCAGUAAGUUGUGGUCCAUCAACAGACAUGGAAGUGAGAAACAUUAACUAUAUCAUUUUAAUUCCAGUCAUUGGUGCGGUUGGUAACUCAUACUAGUGUUCGUUUUCUACCUUUUUUUCGGAUGCAGUAUGCUUGUAAUCUUUAGAGAAAACAGAGAUACGACUCUGCAUUAUUGGUUUAAUUUAUGCUAAUAAAUGGCAUCAAAUCUGUCAUAACCAGGGAAAUAAAUUUUGUCGCGAACCUCA
Messenger RNA from Daucus carota subsp. sativus, 2251 nucleotides. RefSeq names its product BTB/POZ domain-containing protein At1g67900. The transcript is spliced from 5 exons. The coding region runs from base 167 to 2053 and encodes 628 amino acids. The record is from RefSeq and is a predicted model, not a curated record. Gene Ontology annotation, molecular function: protein binding. Lineage: Eukaryota; Viridiplantae; Streptophyta; Magnoliopsida; Apiales; Apiaceae.